Elgaria multicarinata webbii is the source of this 2847-nucleotide messenger RNA. RefSeq names its product zinc finger protein 503 (gene ZNF503). Gene Ontology annotation, cellular component: nucleus. The record is from RefSeq and is a predicted model, not a curated record. The transcript has 2 exons. Gene Ontology annotation, biological process: negative regulation of DNA-templated transcription. Bases 80 to 2041 code for a protein of 653 amino acids. NCBI's taxonomy places the organism in Eukaryota, Metazoa, Chordata, Lepidosauria, Squamata, Anguidae.
GCAGACGCCCUGUUUCGGCUCCUGGUCAGCGCGCCUGGCGCUCCCCCACCCCGCCAGUUUCCAUGCGAGGCUUUGGGUCAUGAUUACAUCCCCCUUGCUUUCUGCCGUAAGAAGUAGUCAGCACGGAGGAGGAGGAGGAGGCGGAGGCGCAGUAGGAGGAGGAGGCGGAGGCGCGCGAGAGCUCGGCAGCAGCAGCAGCAGCAGCAGCAGCUCUGAUCUUCCCUGGCAAAGCGGACACUCUGGGAGUCCUACGAGCGGCGGCAGCAGCAGCAGCGGCGGCGGCGGCACCUCCAAGCCUUUCUUCCACGUCGUCCCACCCUCGGACCCUUUACGCCAGGCGAACCGCCUCCCCAUCAAAGUCUUGAAAAUGCUCACGGCACGGACUGGACACAUUUUGCACCCCGAAUACCUCCAGCCUUUGCCUUCCACCCCAGUCAGCCCCAUUGAGUUAGACGCGAAGAAGAGCCCGCUGGCCCUCCUGGCGCAGACUUGCUCCCAGAUCGGCAAGCCCGACCCGUCGCCCUCCUCCAAACUCUCGUCGGUCACGUCCAACGGCGGCGAGAAGGACGCGUCUAAAUCGGGGCCGCUGAAGCUCAGCGACAUCGGCGUGGAGGACAAGUCCAGCUUCAAGCCUUACUCCAAGCCCGGCGCAGACAAGAAGGAGCCGUCGGCGGGAGUGGGGGGCUCCGCGGCCGCCUCGGGGGGAGGCUCGGGUGGCGGCGGCGGCGGCAGCGAGAAGUCCGGCUUCCGGGUGCCGAGCGCCACCUGCCAGCCGUUCACGCCAAGGACAGGCAGCCCCUCCUCCAGCGCCUCGGCCUGCUCGCCCGGCCUGCUGCCCGGCGGGGAGGGCAAGGGCGGCGGCGGCGGCGGCGGCGGCGGCGACGGGGAUAAGAAGGACGCCCCCGACGGCUGCGGCAAGGGCGGCUCGGAGUCGUCCGGGGCCCACGGCCGGCUGGGCACGGGCUGUGGCGGGAUUACGGCGGAGCUGAGCCAGGCCCACGAGAGCGCCAAGGGCCUCCUGGCGGCCUCGGCCGCCUCCUCGUCGUCGUCCUCGUCCUCGUCGUCGUCCUCGGACUCCUCUUGCAGCGGCGGCAACCCGGUCACGUCGUCCGCCGCCGCCGCCGCCUCGGUGCUGGGCUCGGGCCUGGUGGCGCCCGUGUCCCCCUACAAGCCCGGGCAGACGGUGUUCCCGCUGCCGCCGGCCGGCAUGAGCUACCCGGGCGCGCUGGCCGGCGCCUACGCGGGCUACCCGCCGCAGUUCCUGCCGCACGGCGUGGCGCUCGACCCCAGCAAGCCCGGCAGCCUGGUGGGCGCGCAGCUGGCGGGCAGCCUGGGCUGCGGCAAGGCGGCGGCGGGCUCGAGCCCCCUGGCGGGCGCCUCGCCGCCCUCGGUCAUGACGGCCAGCCUGUGCCGCGACCCGUACUGCCUGAGCUACCACUGCGCCAGCCACCUGGCCGGCGCCGCCGCCGCCAGCGCCUCGUGCGCGCACGACCAGGCGCUCAAGGCCGGCUACCCGCUGGUGUACCCGACGCACCCGCUGCACACGGUCCACUCCUCGCUGGGCGGCGCCACCCCGCCCUCGCUGGCCGGCCACCCCUUGUACCCGUACGGCUUCAUGCUGCCCAACGACCCCCAGCCCCACAUCUGCAACUGGGUCUCGGCCAACGGGCCGUGCGACAAGCGCUUCGCCACCUCCGAGGAGCUGCUCAGCCACUUGCGGACUCACACCGCCUUCCCGGGCACCGACAAACUGCUCUCCAGCUACCCCAGUUCCAGCUCCUUAGCCAGCGCGGCCGCGGCGGCCAUGGCGUGCCACAUGCACAUCCCCACCACGGGGGCCCCGGGCAGCCCCGGCACCCUGGCUCUGCGCAGCCCGCACCACGCCUUGGGACUCAGCAGCCGCUACCACCCGUACUCCAAGAGCCCUCUGCCCACCCCCGGAGCCCCAGUGCCUGUCCCGGCGGCCACGGGACCCUAUUACUCCCCAUACGCGCUCUAUGGGCAAAGACUGACGACAGCGUCCGCUUUGGGAUACCAGUGAGUUUUGGGGGCUUCUUGGGAUGUUUUUUUUUUAGGGGUCAAAGGGGUGGGGUGGGCGAGAGAGAACAAUUUCAAGCAACACUUCUGGGGGAAAGAACACACAGCAACCCCUCAAAACUUUCUUAAAAACAAACAAACAAAAGAAAAUUGAAAAUUUGACUUUUUAUAUAUAUAUAUAAAGAUAGUGUUCAUCUUGAGGACUGGAUCCAUGGGCACUGUAUUUAUUUAUGUUAGCUUCAAGCGGGACAAUGAAUCAAUAAAAGUGCAUUACGUAACUUCAGCUCAAUAGGCUUAAAGGAAAAAAAAUUUAAAGUGGAAACACCCGUUGUAGAAUAUAAAUAAAUAAAAAGAAAACAAAAAUAGAGGUCUUCUCUUUAAUGUUACUUUAAAAUUGAUAUGAUUGUAUUGUACGUUCUUAUUUAAUGUCUCAUUGGGGUUGGGGGGGGAACUUAAAUGCAUGUCUCCUAAAAAACAACAACACACUUAAUUUGCAAUUUGUCAGCUUGAAUUUCAAAUUGCAAUUAUUUUUGAAGAAGUAUACCAUCGCAGAAAGAGAAUUGGUAUUUUUUGUACGAAUUCUGGAAGAAAGGAAACCCAACAACGACUCUAUUCCAAAAACCUCCAUUUGCCUUAUUUUUGUUCUUUAAAAGGAACGCUUGACUAUUUUUUAAUUUUUAAGUCCACCCUGUAGAAGGGGCAAAAACAAGGAUGACAUCAUGUAUUUAAAAUAAUAGACAAUGUAUCGCUUUAAAGAUUAAAAUUCCGUAUAUUUGAUGUAUUAAAAAAGGUUUUACUUUUCUUUUGAAA